GACACCCGCCGUACAACUUACGGACCUCCCGACCGACUCCAGACAACCGUCCGGUCUUUCCGACACCAGACGACCGUCUUACGAACUCCAGACAACCGUCUUACGAACUCCAGACGACUGUUUUACGGCCCCCAGACGACAGAAGGAUGUGGAGGCUGGUUCUGUGCGUGUUGGGCGCGACCGUCUGCAGCACUGCGGCGGCUAAAGCGUCCGGCGGUAACCAAGGCGACGCAGUUUCCCGCGGAAAGCGAGCCGUUCCCGCCUUCGUAGCUGACGCGGCGAAGGACGUGGCGGCGAAGGUGGUGGACAGGCUGGGAGACAGGGUCGCCGAGGGAGUGGUGGAGAACCACCAGGAGAAGGUGGUGGGCUCCCUGGAGGACUAUUUCUCGGGACAGUUCGACAAGGCGGACGAGGAGUUUGACAACGUUCUCGGGCGGAGCGGAGACCUCCUGGCAGGUGUUUCGGGAGUUGAGGAGGCGCGGCUGCGGGUGGUUCACGGCAGAGGCACGAACACCGGAGACACCUUCGCGCCGGCCAGCCAGGAGCUCACCCUGGCCUUCGACCACGAAGACGAUGAGGAGGAUGAGCAGGACAGUUCUGAGCUGAGCGCGGCGAUGUCCUACACCUCCGGCCUGGGGCCCAUCAUGAUGAGCGGCUGCUUCGGGACCGGCUACGUGGAGGGAGACCCGUGCUUCGAGGCCUUCGUUCCCAUAGAGGCCUGUGCCAACAUCAUAGACGGAGCGACGUUCCUGGGAGUCGGGUUUGACGGGCGCGGCGUCUACUCCAGCGACUCCCGGAGGAAGAGCCUCAUCAUGCGGUCCUGCAACGGCCUGCAAGGGUAUAAGGAGUUCCAUGUUCCAGACCAGAUGACUGUGCAGGGCAUUUACGACACGGACGUGGAGACCUACACCUUUAGCUCCAUGGAGGAGUACCGAUCUUACCUGGAGGACAAGUCGGCCGUGACGUCAGCAAAGGCUAUGUUCCAACAGGAGAUGAACAAGGCUCAGGGCCACGGGGCGGGCGGAGGCGCGUUCGGGCUGGGGUGGUCGGCCGGAGGCGGCAGCUCCUCACAGCGAGGCUCCGACAGGCUGUCCUCCAACUUCGCGGGCAGAUCCCAGGAGACCAGCGGUCUCAGUCAGAGUUCAACCCAGACCUUCAUGGCCAUGCUGGAGCUCAACGUCUACAGAUAUGAAAUAUUCCUGGACUUCGUCAAACCCGAAGACUUGAACUUGGCGUUCCUACGAGACUUUCUUUCUCUGCCGAAUUCCUACUUCAACGUCGGAGCAGACAGGGAAUACCAGUUUUUCAUCCGACGCUGGGGCACGCACGCCAUCACCUCCGCCAAGUUCGGCGGGCAGCUCAAGAUCAUCAAGACCAAGGCUGUGACUGAAGACGUCUCGCAGCAGAGCUUCUCCCAGGCCGCUCAGACCGACUUUAAGAAGCUUCUGGCGACCUACACGGCCCAGCAGACGCAGACCAAGUCCAGCAGCUGGUUCCACGAACACGAGACCAAGAACGAGCAGGCACGUUCCUCGGGAGAACAGACCCAGGACACCACGUCUGAGGCGUCUGUGGAAGAACAGGCAUCACGAAGCCGGAUGGAGUACAGCAAUGAGGUUCUGAAGGCUCAGGGCGGCUCCCAGCGCAUCUCGGCCGCCAUAACCGAGUUCUACACCACCAGCUUCGGCACCCUGCUCAAGGCCUGGCUCGAGUCUAUCAACGAGUUUCCCAAGGCGUUCGAGUUCACCAUGCAGCCGCUGCCGGAGCUGCUGGACAUGAACCUGGACUCGCUCUUCCCCAGCGGCAUCACGGACUACGGCUGCUUCGGCGGCACUACGCUACAGACAGACGAGCAUGGCCGGAAGUUCUACACCCAGGAGGUGCCUAUCGCCAACAGCACCAGCACCACCACAGAGGUUCGCUACUGCGACUUCGCUGCUCAGGCGGACCUGGAGGCAGCCCUCUCCAACCGGAGGCUGUCCCUUCAGCGCGCGAACGCUGUCUAUCUGGAAGAGGGUUCUUUUCUGUUCUCCGACUUCUCGGUGCCUGCGGGAGAACCCGGAUGUGAAACUGCUGAGUUGGCGCUUCUGGAGGAGGAGAACGCAGGCGCGCCGACCUGGCAGUACAUGACGUCAGGUCAAGAGUUCACGGUCAUCUUCGACAUGCCGGGAAACAUCCCCAACUUCCUCACGGCCAAGGCCAGCCUGGACGUCAAGUUCGUGUUCAACAGAUGGCUGACGGUUCGGAAAGGCUUCGCUCCGCACCUGUACGACGGGCACGAUAACGGCUACAGUGGGGACGUCACCAGGAACAAGAUCUCCGUGGGGGGUCUGGUGAUGAGUUACGAGGAGGACUCCGGUCUGCUGAGUUUGUCGCAUGACGACUUCGUGGCGUCAUCAGCGGUCAUCCCGGACCUGCCGGAGUGGGCGAACGGCAUGACUGUCGCCCGGGCGGAGUACAAGUCCCUCCUGGCAAGGCUCAGCCAACGCUCAACGAACACGAGAGGAGACAUGCCGUGUAACCUGAAGUGGUCCAACUCCCACCGGAUCGACCCUUCCCGCGGCGGCAGGUGCAUCCACUUCACGGCGGCGUCCGAGGGGGACAUGUACGUGGUGUUCGCCGGCAUCCCGCGGCAGCACGAGACUUGGAUCUACCUCGAGAUCUCUCCCAAAGGCGUGGCGAUUUAUAAGGCCAUGCGGCUUGCGGUUACCCAGUUCGAGCAGGGCUCCACGGGUCUCGGCUCCGCCACUCUGUACCAGUCUUACUUCGUCUGUGUGACGGAGGACGCCGAAGCGGGAACAACCGUCGUGCAGUACGGCAAGACGCCCGAUAAUGAGGAACGGGCCCACGUCUGGCUGGAUUACAAGUUCCGUGAGGUGCUCGGCCUGGAGUACUACGCGUUCGGCAGCGGCACGCACGCCGUGAAGCUGAUGGGCGUCACGCAGCUGGACAGCACGCCGGAGGAGUCUCUCGUCUGCCGCGAGGGGACCCGCAAGGACGGCGCCAGGUGCAUCCAGGUGUGCCACGCGGAGUGCGAAGGCUGCCGGACCACCGGUUCAGACGACCCUCGCGACUGUAUCGGGUGCCUGAACAAGAAGGUGCCUUUCCCCUACCUGGACGGGGUGGUGGGAGACUUUGAGUGUGUGGCGGACUGCCCUGACACCAUGUAUGCGCCCGCAGGGUCCUCAAGCUGCGAAUGCAUUAAGAGGAUGGAUGCCAUCACAGCACAGGGCGUGGUCACGUGUGUGGCGGAGUGCCCUCUGACUCACUAUGACGACAACAACGUCUGCAGAAGGUGCAGCAGUUUCUGUGACGAUGUAAGUGACAGCGGGGACCGAGUGUGUACCGGGCCGGAGGUGGACCAGUGCCACACGUGUCUGUACCGGGACGUGGACGGGGCCUGCACGUCCGGCUGUAACCCGGGGCAACAGGCGGUGGCGGGAGCGGCGGAAGGUACAUGGCUGUCGCGGGGCUCAUUCACGGUUCUGAACUCCCCCGGCACACCGAACGUCCUCAACGGAGUCACAUUAGACGCCGCCAAAACCUUGGACGGGAACUUUGCGACCUACUGGAAUCCCGGAGGUCUCUCCCAGAACUUCAACAACUGGUACAUCGAGCUGAACCUCAGGACUACAUACACUCUCACACGGAUCGGGAUAAGAAACUACGGAGACACCACGCACGAUGUCAGAGCCUUUAAGAUCCAAGCGCCGGUUAGUGGGAUCUACUCAGACGUGAGGGCGUUCAGUGGCGUCCAGGCGGCAACAACCGAGCUACAGGAGUUCGGUGGGUUCAGGGAAACAGCGCAGUUUUGGAAGUUCGUCAUCACAGAGACCCACUCGGGCUGGCAGCCGUGGCUCCGGGAACUGGAGUUCAUGGGAGAGACCUGUGGAGUAUCCCAGUUCCGUCACGUCCCGGAUACUGACUGUCCCGGAGGUGACAUAUCAUCCCUUCUGGGCACCACCCUGGAUAUCUGUGCAUCAGAGUGCUGUGCCAACCCGUCAUGCCAAUCCUUCCAGUUCAACGAUAAUAACAACUGCUAUUUGAAAACCAGGCUCUGUACUGACGCGGAGAAAAUUUCUGCAUCAGCCGGCAACAUGUAUGACAAGUUGUCUACAGCAGGUUGUUCAGUAGAAGGCUACGUUCCUCAUAACGGAGCUUGCUACAAGAGCGUUACGGAGGCGGUGACGUACGCUGACGCCAGGCAGACGUGUGCGGCAGACGGGGGGACUUUAGCCAUGCCGAAGGACAGCGCCACCAACACUUUUCUCUCUAGUCUAGCACCACUAGUGGGUGGUCGUUGGCUUGGGCUGACCAAGGAUAGCGGCGGCGCCUGGGUCUGGGCUGACGGUCAAACCCUGACAUCGUCCGGCUAUGACAACUGGCUGUCCACUGAACCAAGUCCCGAUAACGGUCAAGGUGGCUGUAUGGGAUAUUGGGGGACCGGAGCCGGAUGGGAUGAGAAAGACUGCAGCUAUCUCAGGGCAUUCAUCUGCCAACUGAAUGAAGAUGCAGGAGCCAGUGCAGUAUUCGGAGCAACAGCCAGUACGUUCACGUGCGAGGCGUGCCCGCCCGGGUACAGGUGCGUGAACGGGGACGAGGUGUCGGAAAUCUGCCCGGCGGGGAGCUUCAGCCGGGCUGACGGCACGGCGUGCGACCCCUGCCCGGCCGGAGAGUUCACCAGCGCGGACGGAGCGAGGGAAUGCCAGGCGUGCCCCGCGGGACAGUUCAACACGGAGGGCGGCUCUACCAGCUGCCAGGCCUGCCCAGAAAACACCUACAGCCACCCGGAGGGCCAAACCAGCUGCGAACCGUGCGCCGCGGGCUCUGUCAGUGCAGCAGGGUCAGGAACAUGCUCAAAUAUCAAUGAGUGCUCCUCCAACCCCUGCCGGAACGGCGGGAUCUGCAACGAUGAGACCAACCGCUACUCCUGUACCUGCCGCGCCGGCUACACCGGGUACAACUGCCAGACAAAUAUCAAUGAGUGUGCAUCCAACCCAUGCCGAAACGGAGGCAACUGUGUGGAUGGAGUAAACCGCUUCACUUGUGAAUGCCAAGGCAACUACAUGGGUACUCUCUGUGAUAAAGCUAUCCGUUUGGUUGGGGGCAGCCUGUCGAACGAAGGCAGAGUGGAGGUGCUGCACAACGGGCAGUGGGGGACAGUCUGCGACGACAGCUGGGACAUUAACGACGCGCACGUCGUGUGCCGGAGCCUGGGAUAUCCCGACGCUCACCAGCACACAACGCAGGCCUCGUUCGGCCCAGGCUCGGGGUCCAUCUGGCUAGACGAUGUAGGGUGCCGCGGGACCGAGGGGAGCCUGGCCGACUGUCCCCAUAACGGGUGGGGCAACCACAACUGUGGCCACUCGGAGGACGCUGGUGUGGUCUGCUCAUCCCCAUGCCCCAACCCGCCGGUGCUGACCGCCUCCAGUAUCUCGGGCUGCGGCGCCCCCUACACGGAGAACGAGUCCUGCAGUUACAGCUGCAACGCAGGCUACUUUUAUGACGGCGGCUCGAAAACCCGGACCUGCAGCGGCGGCGGCUCCUGGUCAGGCACGGACAUCGUCUGCACACGCCAAACGUGCUACUGGGAAGGAACAGCUCCAUUCUGCAACCCUGGAGGCUGUGAUAGUGGGAUCCAGGUGGCGAGUGGCAGCUGUGGCGAUGGAGCGUGCUGCUGGACUGGCCACAAGAUCAAAUGCUGUAACGGUGUGUAAGAACCUUUCCGUGCGGCCAGACCCGAGCUGAGGAGGCUUCACCAGUUUCCACUUUUCAUCUCAUUUCGGCAGGAUUCCCUUGACUUAGAUAAGGGGGAAACAUGCUUCCCACAUCUUUAUUAGCCACUACUUACUUUAUCAGUCAGACCAACAUAAACCAGGGGGUUUCUCACAUCUGAAACAUGCUUCCCACAUCAGAUGCAGGAGCCAGAUUACCUGUCCUGAAAUGAGUAGAAUGUGAGAACUGAAACCGUCCCAGUGAGUUAAAGCGGCUCCCAAUGUUUCCCUACCUCAGCCACAGUGAGCUAAAGGCAGAGCUUCACGCUUUAUAGUCAGGUUUACAGCUUAUAGGCAGCAGUUCCCAGAUACUUGUGGGCAAAAACAAUGGGAGCGCCUUUACCUCGCUGGUCACCAUGGCAACGGUCACCAUGGCAACGGUCACCACGGCAACGGUCACCACGGCAACGGUCACCACGGCAACUGCAGCACAAUGCUGGGGGCAGGGUAGGGAGAAGUACCCAGUCUAACUGGCCUCGGAUUUACCAAAACAUGAAAAAGAAAUAAUUGAAAUUCUUUCCUCCUGGAGCCCAGCAUUGUGUUUAGUGAUUCUGUAGUUUUAUCGGUUUAAAUCAGCACGUCGGCGGCACGGUUACUCCAUGAUGACAUUCGUCUGACACCCCGUCACCGUGUGGCCCGGAUGUAGCUCAGGCCUUCCUGCGUUUUAACCAGCCUCAUGACGUUAUACCGUGUUUUAUGACGUCAUGCCAUUCAAUGACGUCACACCAUCUAGUCUUCUGUGAUUUCAUUACGGCAUUCAAAGCUUCAGAGUAUAAAAGUCACAGUAAAGAGUAUAACAGUCACAAUAAAGAGUAUAAAAGUCACAGUAAAGAGUAUAACAGUCACAGUAAAGAGUAUAACAGUCACAGUAAAGAGUAUAACAGUCACAGUAAAGAGUAUAACAGUCACAGUAAAGAGUAUAAAAGUCACAGUAAAGAGUAUAACAGUCACAAUAAAGAGUAUAACAGUCAUAUUAAAGAGUAUAACAGUCACAGUAAAGAGUAUAACAGUCACAGUAAAGAGUAUAACAGUCUUAAAGAGUAUAACAGUCACAGUAAAGAGCAUAACAG
Molecule: messenger RNA, 6844 nt
Organism: Branchiostoma belcheri (Belcher's lancelet)
Lineage: Eukaryota; Metazoa; Chordata; Leptocardii; Amphioxiformes; Branchiostomatidae
Exons: 31
Coding region: 147-5717 (1856 amino acids)
Biological process (GO): proteolysis
Cellular component (GO): extracellular region; membrane
Molecular function (GO): calcium ion binding; protein binding
Source: RefSeq, a predicted model, not a curated record